AUGGACGAGAAAUUCUCAGACUCCAAGGGUGAAUUCAAACUCUCUGGUAACAAGAAAGAGCUCACCACUAUCGACCCAAAAGUAAACAUCUAUCACAAGUGCAAUUACGAUGGGCUUUGUUUCAAGAAAAUAUCCGUCAAGAUCCCCAAGAACUACGUCACGGAAGGUGAAACACCAGACAAAGUGUUUGACAUCGGAGAACUCAACCUUGCUGGAGCAUUCUCUGGCCAAAGUACUGAUUGUCUUAACUAA
Molecule: messenger RNA, 252 nt
Organism: Cylicostephanus goldi
Lineage: Eukaryota; Metazoa; Nematoda; Chromadorea; Rhabditida; Strongylidae
Source: the annotation of a GenBank genome assembly